CUUACUAAUCGCAUUGAAACACAUUUCAGAUGAAUACUGUGCCUAACACUCAGCCGGAUCUAAAUUUCACCAAUUUGUACAAAACGUUGCCACAAAAGAUCACUCCAGUCAUGUCCCAGAACCUGAGCGCACCCAUAGCUUUCGUAACACUCCUCCAUCUAUGCAAUGAAAGGAACCUCAAACUCGUGGGAACCGACGAUUUGUCAAACUUUCGCAUUGAACUCGAUGUUCACGAUAUUCACGAAUAAUACGAACUCUCUGUAGAGAAAGAGACUAAUUAUCAUUAUUCUAGUAUUUAAUGGCAUUUGUUUUUAUUCUCAG
Molecule: messenger RNA, 321 nt
Organism: Oppiella nova
Lineage: Eukaryota; Metazoa; Arthropoda; Arachnida; Sarcoptiformes; Oppiidae
Source: the annotation of a GenBank genome assembly